UGACCAACCAACAAACAAACCUUCCUUCCUUCCUUCCGACCUCUCGCCCGCAGCCGCAGGGACUGGACGACGCUGGGAGAAGAGAAGAGAAUCGCCCGAUCCACGCGCGGCGGAGCUAGGGUUUCCGCCCCUCGGCGCCGCGGAGCGAUGGCUACGUCGGCUCAACGGAUCGCUCUCACCGUCUCCCUGUUUGGUGUCUUGGCCUUCCUGCUUGGUGUCAUUGCAGAAAACAAAAAGCCUCCUUAUGGAACUCCUAUCAAAGGAAAGGAUGUUGUCAUCUGCAAGUUCCCGAGUGACCCAACCAUUGCAAUGGGAAGCCUGUCCCUUGUGGCACUUGUAUUAGCUGCUAUCAUUGGACAUGUUGCCAUCUUUUACCCGUACAAGGGCAAGUCAGUUCCUCGUGGAGCACUAUUUCAGAGCACCAGCUUGUCUGUAUUCUUCGUCGUUGCUGAGCUAGUGUCAGCUCUGGCUUUUGCGAUGUUGCUCUGGGCGACAAUCACGGAGGGGCAUCAUCGCACCAGUAACAUCCACCAUGACAUGGAUACCCAGUGCCCUACCGCAAAGACUGGCCUCUUUGGAGGUGCCGCUUUCCUGGCCCUUGAUGCUGCUCUGUUCUGGCUUGUUUGCCAGAUGCUGGCCCUCAAUGCAAGGGCUGACUAUCUGGAUGAGGAUGAUGAUGAUAAGGGUGAAUACGGCCAGGUUUAUGCUGCUGAUGCUGAGGGCUCAAAGGUCUGAGUUGGUCAUCCGCAGGACUUCAUAAUUAGCGUCAGUCAGAUAUAUUUAGAUACAUUAUGUCUUCGUGAAAGCCGGUUUGGCUCAAAAAGUUGUAGAUAUGUCAUGUCAGUCUCUCAGUCGUACAUAAGAUUAUUGCUCAUCCCGAUAUCAGAUCUCGGAUUGAACAAUAAACUGCACUCUGGUUUGCUACUUCCUUCAGUGAAGUAAAGUAUGGUGUGAUCGAUCAAUUGUUUUACUGCUCCAAUUUAUGUUCGGUUUGUCUGGGAUUGUAAUUCUGGAAGGUUGUUUCCAGAUACCAGUGAUUCUGAAUCUGCGUGCUGCUUAGGAAGCAACUGGGUUACUUUACAUUCUCUACACAA
This is a messenger RNA of Brachypodium distachyon (stiff brome), 1094 nucleotides long. RefSeq lists its product as uncharacterized. Lineage: Eukaryota; Viridiplantae; Streptophyta; Magnoliopsida; Poales; Poaceae. The record is from RefSeq and is a predicted model, not a curated record. The transcript has 4 exons. Bases 148 to 735 code for a protein of 195 amino acids.